AUGCACUUGUUUGACUUCGUCCUCCUUGGCCUGGCUGCCUGGUUAGUUUCGCGCAUCUUCGCGAAGCGCCCCGCAGGUCCCCUCCCCCCGGGCCCGAAGGGAUACCCCAUCAUUGGAAGCCUGCUUGAAAUGCCCCUCAAGUACUCCUGGUUGACUUUCGCGCAGUGGAGCGAGCGCUGGGGUGACCUCACCACCUUUACGCUCCUCGGCCAGCGCUUCCUGCUCGUGAACAACGCGGACGACGCGCUCGAGCUGCUCGAGAAGAAGUCCGCGAUCUACUCCUCGCGCUCGUCCAUCCCAGUUGGCGGCGACAUGAUCGGCUGGUCGCAAACGAUGAUCAUGCAAAACGAGCCCGCGCGCAUGCGCGAGUACCGCAAGCUCGUCGGGACUGUCAUGGCCAGCCACACCCGCGUCCAGCGCUUCGGUGACCUCAUCGAGGCCGACACCAAGCAGUUCCUCACCGCGCUCCCCCAGCGGACCGACACUCUCUUCCACGAGCUGCAGAAGCUCGCGGGCUCGAUCGUCGUCACGAUCACGUACGGCUACAAGGCGAAGAGCGACCACGACGAGAUCAUCACCGCGGUCGACAAGGCCAUGGCCGACUUCGCGCUCGUCACCCAGCCCGGCGCGUUCGUCGCGGACGUCUUCCCGAUCCUCACCUCCAUCCCAUCGUGGUUCCCCGGCACUGCGUGGAUGCAGAAGGCAGCGCAAUCCAAGAAGCUGCUCGAGGACAUGGUUCAACUCCCGUACGUCUGGGUUAAGAAGCAGAUGGCUGCUGGUACGCACAAGUCCAGCUUCGUGACCGCGCUCCUCGACGAGCCUCACGACGAUGCACGGGAGGAGCUGAUCAAGCUCGUCGCGGCAUCCAUGUACGCGGGCGGGGCAGACACGACCGUCUCGUCCUCCAUGACGUUCUUCCUCGCCAUGACCCUUUACCCAGAGGUUCAGAAGAAGGCACAGGCUGAGCUCGACUCUGUUAUCGGUCACGGGCAACUCCCCACUCUCGCCGACCGCGAACGCCUGCCUUAUCUCAACGCUAUCCUGCUUGAGGUUCUCCGCUGGAUCCCGGUUGCGCCGAUGGGCUUCCCCCAUCUGUCCACCGAGGACGACUUCCACAAGGACUACUUCAUCCCCAAGGGCACCAUGGUCAUGGUCAACUCCUGGAACCUCCUCCACGACCCCGUGCGCUACACGGACCCGAACACCUUCAACCCGGACCGCUUCCUGGACACGCCCUCGCACCCCGCCGAGCGCGACCCGCGCGACUUCGCGUUCGGCUACGGCCGCCGCAAGUGCCCCGGCAUCUUCUUCGCCGAGGCGUCCAUCUUCACCGCCGUCGCGCUCACGCUCGCGGUGUACGACAUCGCGAAGGCGGUCGACGCGCGCGGGAAGACGAUCGAGCCCGCCGUCGAGCCGUCGGGCACGCUGAUCAGCCACCCCGCGCCGUUCCCGCUCCGCGUGUCCGUGCGCUCGCCGAAGGCGCAGGCGCUGCUCGACUCGUGGGAGCACGCGGGCGAGGUCGCGUUUUGA
Messenger RNA from Epithele typhae, 1530 nucleotides. RefSeq names its product cytochrome P450. The record is from RefSeq and is a predicted model, not a curated record. The transcript has 6 exons. Gene Ontology annotation, molecular function: oxidoreductase activity, acting on paired donors, with incorporation or reduction of molecular oxygen; heme binding; monooxygenase activity. Lineage: Eukaryota; Fungi; Basidiomycota; Agaricomycetes; Polyporales; Epitheliaceae. Bases 1 to 1530 code for a protein of 509 amino acids.